AUAUUCAGACGUUUUCCUUACAUUAAUUUCUCCCUGUUUGUAUCUCUUGUUUAUAUAGAAUGCAGAAGCCAGUAACACAAGAAGAGUUGGAUUUUGUUGCAUGUGAAAGUGAUAGGUUCGAAAGUGAGAAAAUAAAGUGGAGGAACGAACUAAUACAGCAAACUUUAGAACAGAGAGAAAGAGAGCACGAACAUGAUAUUUUAUUAGCUAGAGAAGAAGUGAAAAAAAGAUAUGAAGAAGCAGAACGAAUGCGGGAAGAAAAAUAUAAACAAUGGCAAAAAUUUUGUGAAAAAAUAAACCUGCAAUAGUAAGUUCGCCGAUGUUUUUAUAAUAAACCAUUCUUAUUUUUAAUUCUAUAUUGUUUUAGUGAGAAAGAGAGACUUAGAAGACAAAAAGAUUUUCAAGUUGAACAAGCAAAAUGGAGUCAAGAGGCAGAGGUCUGUCCAAUUAUUCAAAAUCAUUACAAUUGUACGGGAUUUAGUGAGAAAAUAAUU
Rhizophagus irregularis DAOM 181602=DAOM 197198 is the source of this 494-nucleotide messenger RNA. The record is from RefSeq and is a predicted model, not a curated record. NCBI's taxonomy places the organism in Eukaryota, Fungi, Glomeromycota, Glomeromycetes, Glomerales, Glomeraceae.